This is a messenger RNA of Daldinia vernicosa, 7239 nucleotides long. RefSeq names its product polyketide synthase. Gene Ontology annotation, molecular function: 3-oxoacyl-[acyl-carrier-protein] synthase activity; phosphopantetheine binding; fatty acid synthase activity. The coding region runs from base 1 to 7239 and encodes 2412 amino acids. Lineage: Eukaryota; Fungi; Ascomycota; Sordariomycetes; Xylariales; Hypoxylaceae. The transcript is spliced from 13 exons. Gene Ontology annotation, biological process: fatty acid biosynthetic process; secondary metabolite biosynthetic process. The record is from RefSeq and is a predicted model, not a curated record.
AUGUCUGAACAAGCAACUACGCAGGCCAGCUAUAGUAUCCUUCCCACUCCCGAUGAAGUGACUAGUAGAUCCAAAUCAAACAUGGACGAGAAUCCCGUAUGCAUUGUUGGAAUAGGUUGCCAUCUUCCGGGGGGCAUUCGAUCGCCUUCCGAUCUCUGGAAUUUCCUCUCCAAGAAACAGAGUGCUCAAUCGGUUGUCCCAAGCAACCGUUUCUAUGUAAAAGGUUUCUAUCAUUCAGAUGGCAAUAGAGCCGGAACGAUGAAUGCAAAUGGAGGUUAUUUCAUCCAUGAAGAUACCCGCCUCUUCGAGAACACCUUUUUUGGCAUUAACAAUAUAGAGGCGGCUUAUAUGGAUCCUCAGCAACGAAAGCUUCUUGAGGUGGUGUUUGAGUGUCUAGAGAACUCUGGGGAAACACUCCAAGGGAUCUCCGGUACUAAUACUGGAGUGUACGUGGGCAGCUUCACAGUGGACCACCAGACUAUGCAAACGCGAGAUCCAGAUACUAUCCACAGAUAUAGCGCAACAGGAAGCGGCACAACGAUUCUAGCGAAUCGAAUUAGUCACGUAUUCAAUCUCCAGGGGCCAAGCUUCACCUUGGACACGGCAUGUUCAUCUUCGAUAUACUGUCUAGAUAGUGCCGUCAAUGCCCUCAAGCGCGGUGACUGUGACGGUGCCAUUGUCGCGGCUGCGAACUUGAUCGCCGCUCCAGAGCAAUGCCUUGCGACCAUGAAAACGGGCGUUUUGUCACCUACUUCUACGUGCCACACAUUUGAUGCUUCAGCGGACGGCUAUGGACGGGCUGAUGGUGUAAAUGCUAUCUAUUUAAAACGUCUGUCUUCGGCGACGAGAGAUAAAAAUAAGAUCUGGGCGGUCAUCCGUGCGACUGCUGUAAACUCGAAUGGCAGGACUCCUGGUAUUGCUCAACCAAGUGCCGAGUUGCAGGAGGCCGUGAUUAGGAAAGCCUACAGCAGCGCUGGCUUACUAUUCGCUGAUACGGAUUACGUUGAGUGUCACGGCACCGGGACUCCCGUUGGAGAUCCCAUUGAAGUGGACGCAAUCGCGCGAUGUUUCUCACGAUCCAGAGAAUUUCCUCUGCUUAUUGGAGCCGUGAAAUCAAAUUUAGGACACAGCGAAGCAGCCAGUGGACUCACCUCACUUAUCAAAAUCGCCUUGGCUUUUGAGCAUGGCAGGAUCCCACCUACGCGUGGUGUAGUGAGACUGAAUCCCAAUUUGCGGCUUGAAUCUUCGAACAUGAGAAUAGUGACAGAGAUGGAAGAAUGGCCUAGAGCCACACGUAGGGCAAGUAUCAACUCCUUUGGAUACGGAGGCGCAAAUGCACAUGCUAUUCUUGAGGCAUUUGACACUUACCUUACAGUUCCUGAUUGUUUACCAGAACAGGAUAACUACGCGGCAAUUGCUAGUCAACAGCUUAUCAUACCUGUCUCAGCUUCCUCGGGGAAAUCGCUCGAGUCCCGUAUCCAGCAGAUAUCCGAGGUGAUUCCAAACUAUGGCUGGAACACACUACAAAGCCUCGCAUAUACUCUUAGCACGCGCAGAUCCAAGUUAAAAUACAGACAGCUAUUAUUAAUUAAGCCUAGCGAGGAUGGGAGACCUAGUCUGUCGCGUAUCAAGUCGGAAAACAAUACCGAUGAAAGUGCUCAAGACCCUUUGCCUUGCACCUUCAUAUUCACGGGUCAAGGGGCUCACUAUGCCGGUAUGGCUAGAGAGCUUCUUGAGCGGAGUGGUGAUUUUCUGGCCACUAUUCGGGAACUGGAUCGCACUCUACAGGUCAUUGCACCAGACAAGGCACCAACCUGGUGUAUAGAACGGUCCAUUGCUGAACACGCAGCGACGAGUCCAAGCCACGGCGCCACACUUAGCCAGACAAUCUGCACCGCUAUACAGAUCGCUAUCGUCAAUAUUCUUCACAGCUGGAAUAUCAAUCCUGUUGCUGUUAUCGGCCAUUCGUCUGGAGAGAUUGCUGCUGCUUAUAGUGCAGGCCUGAUCAGCCAAAGUCAGGCUAUACUGACGGCAUACUUCAGAGGUUACGCAGUUGAUCAGUUACAUAAGACAGGAUUAAUGAUGGCUGUUGGUAUCGAUAUUAAGACUGCCAAAAACCUUAUCCAGCAACAUGGCCUCAACGAUCAUGUCUGCGUUGCAUGUGUUAACGCGCCAGAGAGUUUAACACUCAGUGGAACAACCGAAGGAAUCAAGGUUCUACAGCAGCAUAUGCAGGAGCAGAACAAGUUCUGUCGGAUUCUGCUAACUGAUGGGCUUGCCUAUCAUUCUCACAUGAUAAUAGGAGUUGGCGAAGCCUACGAGGAAGCGUUGCGUCCGAUAUAUAAGGAUCACCAAAAUAGUGGCUCGACUCAAGGGGUAGCUCAGAUGUAUUCCUCGGUAGGGAAUUUCGGCGAUGCAUUGAUAACACCAGAUACAAGCACAGACUGGGCUAGAUAUUGGCGAGAAAACCUCGAAAAGCCUGUCCAAUUUGACUCUGCCUUGAGAAGCCUAGUAGCUUCUACGGAUCUCCAGCUCAUAGAAGUAGGCCCACAUCCGGCUUUGAAAGGACCGGUGAAUCAAAUCCGAGCGAGCAUGAUGGACAAUGCUGAUCUUUUCCGCUAUGCUCCGACCUUGAUCCGCGAUCGAGACGCGGACUUAUGCAUGAAGGAAUUGGCCGGUACGCUGUUCAUGCAUGGUCACAAUCUCAACUGGGAGAAGGUCAACUUUAUCGACCCAAGCAACCAAGUUCUCCUCUACAAUCUUCCUCCCUAUCCCUGGGACUACAGCAGCACAAAGUUACUCUAUCACGAGUCACGUCCGAGUCAUGAGCUACGCAAUCGCAAACAUGUGCGCCACGAACUGUUGGGAUCGCAGCAGUACGCUGGUAAUGGCAUUGACUGGAACUGGCGCAAUCAUAGCGUGCGUCUCAAAGAGAUGCCCUGGAUGCGAGACCAUACCGUUAGUGGCCAGGUAGUUUUCCCAGCCGCUGGCUAUCUUGCCAUGGUCAUGGAAGGACUCAAUCAGAUCCAAGACGAUAAAGAGCCGUCGUAUCCACCCCUUUCUGCCUUCGAGUUCCGUAGUGUAAGUUUCAACACUGCGCUUAUAAUCGAUGAUCAGGACGGCCUCUUAGCGGAAGAUACCGAACUGCACACUACCCUAUCGCCACGAAGAAUCUCUACGACGAGUACUUCUUCCUAUUGGUAUGACUUCUCCAUCUCGUCGUACAAGUCUGGUAAAUCAACUAUCCACUGCGUAGGCAGUGUUCGGGAAGUAGACGGCUCGGAGCUUGAUCAAAGCGUCACCAUUGCCCAAACAGAACGAUUCGAGAGAGUUCCUACAGACCGCUGGUACAAUAAAUUCGCGCUGGAAGGCCUGGACUUUGGUAAAGCCUUCCGUUCGGUUCCUUUCAUCGAUAAAGAUAAGAACAGGGAGCGAACAGAGGCCGUAGGUAUCAUUCGCAUGAGACCUCCGGCUUCCGAGAGCGAAGGAACAUUCUACCCCGUUCAUCCCAUUACCAUCGACGCAUGUCUGCAAGUAGGUAUCAUGAGCACAUGUGCAGGUAAUGUGAGCGAGCUCCAGGCAUACCUCCCAGUAUUCAUCAAGGAAUGUCGAAUUGACACCUCGUCUCUCCCCGAGUCUGUGGACUUGGACGCCAAAGUUCAUGUGCAAUCUAAAAGGACUGGUGUAUCCACUCAGAGGAUAUCCUGCACCCUUCGAGACUCGGCAAACAAAGCAGUGAUUCACAUGGAAGAUGUACGGAUGUCUUUGUAUUUGGGAAAUAUCUCCAGGGAUUCAGCAAACCUGGGAGGAAGUCCGGACGGUCAACGCCACCCAUGCCUGUGUGUCAACUGGAAACCCGACAUUCAAUGUCUGCAGCCUGGGUCUGAGGCUCCAUUGCGGGACUACAUUGCCUCUUUUAUUAAACAACAGGAUGCAGACCUUGUAGAUGACGAGAACGUCGCGGCUAUCGGCUCAUUGCUCGACCUGGCUGGUCAUAAGAAGCCACAGAUGCGCGUUCUCGAGCUCGGAGAAAGCUGUAACUGUAAAUCCAGCCGGUGGUCGACGUUUCUGAAUAGAAAUACUCCAUUCCCACGCUGCGGGAUGUGGCGGACCGCUCGUAUUGUGGACGACGGAAAAUUGUCAGUCGACGAUGAGGACGAUGGCCCAUUUGAUGUCAUCAUUAUCACAGGGCUGAGCACUUCGGAAAAGUGCUGGAGAUCCUGUUCCAAGUCAAUUAUGUCUGUUCUUUCCAGUGAUGGUAUUAUCAUAACUCGUCAGACACGUGCAGCUCAGACGUCUUUGGAAGCGGCAGGCUUGUGGCUGGCUGAAGUUGACAAAAGGACCCUUUUAUCUAGACGCUUAUCUGAUAUUGAAGUUCUCAGAAACAAGACAAUUUUCAUUCUGGUUCAUAAUCCUUCUACGACUCUCUCAGAGUUCGCAUCAUUCCUGUCGGUGCAGCUUCAACAAACAAUUGCUGAUUCUGAAGUAAAGAUAAUUUCAAUUUGCAAUGUCCAACAGGCAGCGUGCUCCCAAAACUCAGUGUUCAUCUCCUUGCUUGAAAUGGAGGUUCCUUACCUGGCAACCAUGGGCCAGCCAGAGAUAGACCUCCUUCGCAACAUUAGCAACGUAACAACUCAUCUCCUCUGGGUCACCGGCGCCGGCAUGCUAAGUGAAGUAAACUCCAAGCCUGACCUGACUCUUUCCAGUGGGCUAUCACGGGCUUUAAUGCUGGAACAACCCUCAUUGCGCUUCGCGGUCCUAGACGUCGGGUCCGAAGCCUUCCAAGCGCCCACUGUACAACUGACGUGCAACAACAUUAUUCGUACCCUAAUUCCUGCAGACGAGUCGGAUGAUAAGGAAUACGCCCAACUGCACGGUAUGCUUUAUAUUAGUCGCUUUGGACCUGCGUCCGACCUUAAUUUUCUGUUUCAAAACCGGAUCCAGUCGAAAGACCGCUUCGAGAGCAUCCCACUCGGCGAAGCGAAACCAGCUCGGCUAUCCAUUGGGAAAGUCGGUGUCAUGGAUACUAUCCAUUUCCAACAAGUAAGGGAGCCAUCAAGCGACCCACCCUCCGGCUUCGCAGAUAUUGAGAUGCAAGUCAUGAGUUUGAACGCCAAGGAUGUGUACGCCCUUAACGGACGGGUCGAGACUCGGAAGGGGACUACUGCCAUGGAAUUCGGUGGAGUGGUCACAGCGAUAGGCCCCGGAGUUCCAGAUACUCAGCUGAAGAUCGGCGAUAGAGUCAUCGUCGUCAUCCCGAACCAUUUCACCACGACGGUACGGGUGCCUGUCUGGGCGGCCCAUCGGAUCCAUUCGGAUGAGGACCUGACUAUCAUGUCGGGCCUCCCUGUAGCUUAUAGUACUGCACUAUAUGCAUUAAAUGAUCGCGCCAAUCUUCGGUCUGGCGAGUCAAUCAUGAUCCAUUCUGGAACUGGCGCGCUUGGCAUAGCAGCUAUUGUUAUCGCCCAACGCAUUGGCGCCACUGUUUACACCACGGUCGGCUCGUCUGCGAAGAGAGACUGGAUAAUCAAUAACCUGGGCUUACCAGCUUCAAAUAUCUUUAGCUCCCGCGAUGCUAACGAUUUCGUUGCCGGCGUGAGAAAAGUAACGCGAGGGCGUGGGGUUGACGUGGUUGUCAACUCUCUUACAGGCGACCUUAUGCACGACAGCUGGGAUUGUCUGGCUCAGUUCGGCCGCUUCGUCGAAGUUGGCAAGCGGGAACUAGUCGAUGCCGGCAAAUUAGAUAUGUCUGUCUUCCUAAGGAACGCGACUUUCACUGCCUUCGAUCUGAGCGAGUUGUAUUUUCACAAGGACCAGUUCUAUCGCGAGCUGCUCGUCACUAAAAUAAGGGAGGUGCUUGACUUGUUCCGCGCGAAGGAGAUCAAGCCACUUCCCACCAAAUGCUUCGAUAUAUCGGAGAUCACUAGUGCAUAUCGCUACUUUUCGAAAAGAGAUAGGGUGGGUAAAGUGGUCAUCUCAUUACAGGAUCCAGGGAGUUCCAUUCCAGUAUCACCAGCGAAGUAUCUCACUGUUCUCUAUCCGGGGAAGGUCUAUCUUCUCGUAGGAUGCCUGGGCGGCCUCGGACGUAGCUUAAGUCGCUGGUUGCUAUCCCGUGGCGCACGCAACUUUGUCUUUCUUAGUCGAUCGGGCGACGACAAGCCAGCCGCGAAGGCGCUCAUAUCCCAGCUUCAAGAAGCCGGCGCCAACGUCAGCACCAUACGCGGAGACGUGUGUCUCUCCGACGACGUGGGCCAUGCCGUACGGUGCUGCGUCGACACGGGCUUGCCAAUCGGCGGCGUCAUACAGGCGUCGAUGGGCCUCUCCGAAAGCCUGUUCUCGCGCAUGAGCGGCGAAGCCUGGCAGAAGGCCGUCGGACCGAAGUGGGCAGGAACACGGAAUUUGGAUUUUGCCAUCCGCGGCGUCGACGAUCAGCUCGAUUUCUUUCUGCUCAUGUCGUCGAUAUCAGGGACCGUGGGCACGGCAACAGAAAGCAAUUAUUGCGCGGCGAACAGCUUUCUCGACGCUUUCGCGCGCAAGGGCCGGCGAGAAGGGCGCCCGAAUAUCUCGCUCGGGCUGGGCAUGGUGUCCGAAGUAGGAUAUUUGCACGAGAACCCCGAGAUCGAGGCGCUGUUGCUACGUAGGGGAAUUCAACCUCUCAAUGAAGAGGAGUUCUUGCAGAUGGUUGACUUUUCUUUGAUAUCUGCUAAAAGCAUAUCUACCCCUUCCACGUCUUUCUUUUCAUCGUCCCCUUCGCAUAUCCUGACUGGUCUCGAACCUCUCAGACUUCGACAGUUAAGAAGCCAGGGUUUCGACGUGAGCCACAGCGCCACUCAGGAUCCGCGUUCAUCCACCUUAUAUGCAGCCCUUGAAGCCGGCAAGCAAAUCAACAGCGGUGCGACCGAACAACUCCAAAAUACGGCCGUAGCUCCGUGGCUGACGAGUGUCCCAUCAGGCGCUCUGGCAGCGCUUAAGAAACAGGCCGAUGCUCCCACUCUAGAAGUCGCUAUUCUACAAUUAACCAAGAAGUGCUUUUCCAGCUUGAUCCUAUUGCCUACAGAGCUCGUUGACGAUCACAAGGCCAUAAACGAAUAUGGAGUGGACAGUAUGAUUGCGUCUGAGUUCCGCACCUGGCUCUGGAGUGCGUUCAAGGUAGACGUUUCUUUCCUUGACAUUCUCAGCCAGGGGAAGUCGUUGCACGCACUUUCUGGCUUUAUUGCGGAUAAAUUAGCUUCGAGUUAG